Molecule: messenger RNA, 1764 nt
Organism: Chaetomium strumarium
Lineage: Eukaryota; Fungi; Ascomycota; Sordariomycetes; Sordariales; Chaetomiaceae
Exons: 2
Coding region: 327-1658 (443 amino acids)
Molecular function (GO): protein binding
Source: RefSeq, a predicted model, not a curated record
GUCCCACCUGACAAGCAGCCCAAGUGUCCAUCGGAUAAAGCGAUACAGUGUCGGCAGAGGCAUUUAGGCAGUUAGCAAUGCAAAUCAUUGCUGCGCACCCGCCAGUUUCUAGAUUCCUGAUGUAGCAACUUGGAUUAGCAUACGACGUUAUAGCGGUUCUGCCCUUGUCUAGGCCACGUUGCCUGAACCGAGCUAUGCAGCACCAUAAUCCGGACCGAAAGAGGGCGAAUCGAUCCAUGUAACCCGCUGUUCACGUCCCUUGGAUACCAUCUUAGACAAACUAACAGAGCGGAGGAAGCAAAACACGUUUGCCGUCCGUCUUCAAGAUGGCUUGGGGCUGGCUGUCCCUGACCCGCGUGCUCCUGCUGGUGCUGUUGGCACCUCUCACAGCGGCGGAUGCGGACGCCAAAAGUAAGGUGAAGGCAGACCCUCCUCCGGCGGGAUCGGGGGAUGGUCUGGCCUACGAAUCCAUCCAGAAGGUGGACAUCUACACCGACAACGCGACAGCACCUGCGGCGCAAAGCCCGCCGGUGGAAGGGUGGUGGGAAUCCAAGAUCUGUCAGGGCGAAUACUGCGUCUACACCAAUCGGCGGCUGUUCAACGGUCGGGGCCUUGUGGCAGUGACCAAGUUCGAGGAAUUCCAGAAGAUGGAGCGCGUCGACGACUACCUCAACCGCGGCGAGAACAAGUACUUCGAAGACCCCGUCCCCUUCGUCGAGACCGAGGUCCUCAACAAGGGCCUCGGCAUCACCGCCAACAAGACCAUCCGCCGCGGCAAGGUGCUCAUGUCCUGGUCGCCGGUGCUAGUCGUGCACAAGGCCUUCUUCAACCAAGUCCCCAAAACGGCAGAUCGCGCCCGCCUCCUCGAAACGGCCAUCUCCUUCCUCCAUCCGGCCACACGCGCCAAAUUCGACAAGCAGCGCGUAGUCCCACCGGGCAGUUCCAGUCCCAACGCGCGCUCGAUCGAGGACAUCCUCCUCGCGUACCCGUACGAGGUCGACAUGGGCUUCAACAACUACCACCAGAUGGACGAGAACAACCACUCCAAGCACUACGUCAACUACCCGGAAGCGGCCGUCCUGCAGCACGACUGCCGGCCCAACGUGGCCACCCACAUCGACCAAUCCUUCUCCCUGCGUGCGACGGUCGCCCGCCGCGUCCAGCCCGGCGAGGAACUCACCGUGUCCUACAUCGACCCGUUCCUCCCGCGCUCGGAGCGCGUCGCGUGGGUAAAGCGGCAUCGCAGCGGUGGUGGCGAGGUUGGGUGCCCCUGUAGCGCGUGCAGCCCGCCGGGCGGGCCCAAGGGGGAGGCGGCGAAGAAGGCUGACGCGCGGCUGAAGGAGAUCACGGCGAUGCGGGCCGAGCUGCGCAACCACGACAGCACCAAGGUCGACAUCAAGAUGAUCGACCGGUUCGUCAGGCUGUACGAGGAGGAGCGGCUGCAUGCCAGGUUGGCCGAGGCGUACGAGCUGGCGGCGCUCAACGCGAAUUACCUGGGGGACGACAAGCGGGCAAAGAAGUAUGCCGAUCUGGCGGUGCAGGCGGGCAUUGUGGAGGGCGGCACGCAGAGCAACGACGUGGUUGCUAUGAGGAUUAUGGCGUCGGAUAUCAAGGGGCAUUAUUCGUAUCGCUAUACUCUUAAGAGAAGGGGGCAGUAAGUGGGAGGGUGACAGGACGCAACGGGAUAUGGAGUCAGUGCCCGGAUGGGGGUCGAUGUGGUGGUGAGGAAGAUGGCUAAGAAUCAUACAACACAAGACAUAGGGG